ACUGCUGCCGUACGUCAGAUCAGGACAACUGGUACAUCACGCUGCGCCGCCGUAGGAAGAGGAAGAGGGAUAAAUCGACAUCCCCUGGGCGGCCGCUAGCCGUUUGUAUAACGAUGCCAAGAAUACCCACAUAGUCGUUAUCAUCGUCUCGACGCCGGUGCGACUGCCCCACGGGCUUGGUAAUAAUGGAUAGCUCUCAGGCGAUACGCUUCGAACAUGUGGACGCGGCGCACUUCUCACCGGCGCCAGGGCCUCAGCGCCACAUCGCGUGCAACCCGUGCCGCGAAAGUAAAGUGAAAUGCGACGGUUGCCGGCCGGUGUGUAAAAGAUGCCACGGCGCCGGGUCGGCGUCGAGGUGCUCCUUUGUGCGCCACAGCGCAAAAAGGGGCCGGCCCAAGAAGCCCAGGCCGGAACCGCCGCUGUCGACAACGACGUCGAGUGACUCGAGCACAUCCUACACUCCGCAGGGCGACAGUCGCGACACUCCGGGGUGGAUGGAGGCGACCAGGGACGGGGACAGCGUCAUCGCCCACGGCUUCGACGCCGCCGCCGCGUCGUGGCCCGCCACGUCCCAGCCAACCCCUCCCGAUGACGACGUGCUUGGGGACGACGGGGACGACGAAUCGCCGCCGGGCGAAUUCUCGGAUAUCGCAGACAUGGUAGUCGAAGACUUCCGGACGGCGCUGCAGGUCGAUAUUGCCCCACCGGACGGCCUAACCCCUGGACUGACGAAAACGCUAGUGUCAGUCUUCUGCGGCUGGAACCAGCAGACCUUUAUGUGCUUUGACGACCCGGAAAGCCUGGAAUCCUAUCUCGAGCAGCCUGGAUACGAAGCCGUGGCUGUCAAAUACGCCAUAUGCGCCCACGCCAGUGCGCUUACUAGCCGAGUCCGACUGCCAACGUCGGAGGCCGUGCCGGGUAUUGACUACAGCCUCUUGGCCACCGUGUCUGAUGGGGACCACGCCGCUCUUUUCUACCGCCUAGCGCGGGCUGCGUUGAACCAGAGCGACUUGAGCAAGAAGUCGGCCGCCAGCUUGCUGCUGACGCUUUCGGCGACCGUCCUGCUCGGGCUCUAUGAGCUCCAGCAGGCCGAGGUUGGUUGCGCGUGGCUUUCGGAAAGCCGCGCCGUCUGGAUCAUGGAUGAGCUGCAGUUGCACCGGCUCGACUCGGACCAAGCCCCGCCGCUGAGCGAUGGGGCCCAAGCACCGGCCGCCCGUCGGGCCUUCUGGGCGGCGAGAGGGUUGGCGAGUUUUCUCAUGACGGUGCACCAACACCACCGGAUCAUGCCUUGUCCCAUGGAGGAGGUCUCAACAUGCCUACCAAGUGCCGAUCGAACCCCGGGCUUGACGCUUUCCGAUGUGUGCCACGGCACAGCGACCAGGCUUCUCUCCGUCGAUGAAGGGCUGACGGCUCUACGUGCCCUGAGCACGCGCGUCUUGGCCCAUGCCAGUCGCGUAGGCAACCGGAAGAGCAGCGUCACCGACGGCACGGCUCGAGCCUACAAUUUCUGGACACACCAAAGCCAGUUGGAGGAGUCAUUGGGUUACCUCCAGACCUUCACUAACACUUGGACGGCGGGGUCCAUGGGUGGCCCCGAUUUCGAUGCCGUGCUGGUGGAUCUCCAGACACGAGCUCUCGUCGUCGUUCUCGGCGAGGCCAAGCUGGCCAAGAUGAGCUCGUCUCAGGGGAUGCGACUCGAUCCGGGUCAGUUGGGCCCCUGCAGAGAUGCCGCCCGUCAACACGCACUCGACUCGGCUGCUGCCAUCGAGGCAUUGAACAAGGCGCUCCCCGGCGACGCGGCGACGGAUUUGUCGGCGACGUGGGUUGCCUAUGUCACGCUGCAGUCCCUGCUCCGAUGCCAACGCCGAACCCAGGCGAGCUGGACCGAAGCUAACGCUAUCAUCGGCCGCGCACCGGCCGCCUUUUCAUCUCCAUGGGCGCCCACGGUUGCGACUCUGUCGGACGCACUGCUCUCCGACUCGUUUGAGUCCUUACAGGCGAAACUCGCGGAUUGGGGAAGCAAGAUCCCGGUGGCCUCGUUGUAUUCCGACCAGAUCCAACUUGAGCUUGAUUUCAGCACCGACGCUCUCCAAGCGCGGGUUGUCGGAUUGCUGGAUUCCUAAGGUCGUUUGGAAUCUCAUCCUCUUG
Molecule: messenger RNA, 2148 nt
Organism: Chaetomium fimeti
Lineage: Eukaryota; Fungi; Ascomycota; Sordariomycetes; Sordariales; Chaetomiaceae
Exons: 3
Coding region: 186-2123 (645 amino acids)
Biological process (GO): regulation of DNA-templated transcription
Cellular component (GO): nucleus
Molecular function (GO): zinc ion binding; DNA-binding transcription factor activity, RNA polymerase II-specific
Source: RefSeq, a predicted model, not a curated record